Molecule: messenger RNA, 3587 nt
Organism: Hypomesus transpacificus
Lineage: Eukaryota; Metazoa; Chordata; Actinopteri; Osmeriformes; Osmeridae
Gene: ankrd28b
Product: ankyrin repeat domain 28b
Exons: 28
Coding region: 357-3521 (1054 amino acids)
Cellular component (GO): cytoplasm
Molecular function (GO): protein binding
Source: RefSeq, a predicted model, not a curated record
CGCAUCAUGUAGGCUAGUUCUGAGAUGUGAUUUGACAGUGCUCUGAAUUGAACACACAACGACAGAGCUGUCAGUUGUGGGUAGCAAGGAAUUAACCACUCGCUAAUCGUGUUAUUGUGUUCCUGCCAUUCUUUAGCCAAUGAAAUUGUGUCUCUCUGGGACGUCGAGUACGGUGGCGGUAAUGUUAUGGAGUUUCCUCUGCUUCAUCUUCAUCGUUGAAAAACACACAGCUAGCUAGCAAAGGCCUCGCAGUAGCUAACUGUUCACAAGAAGAGAGUGUUUUGGGCAUCAACGUACAUUGAAAAGACGACGAACAUCAACUUACUCUGCAUGAGAUCAUUUAAAACCAUUGAAAUAUGGUGGUUCUCAAAAUACGAGACCAGCCUGCUCUGCUGAAAGCCAUCUUCAAUGUGGACCCAGACGAAGUCCGCUCUAUCAUAUUUAAGAAGGAAGACGUCAACGUUCAGGACAAUGAGAAGCGAACCCCUCUGCACGCAGCAGCCUAUCUCGGAGAUGCCGAAAUUAUCGAACUGCUGAUUCUGUCUGGAGCCCGUGUAAAUGCCAAAGACAACAAGUGGCUCACCCCUCUCCACCGGGCGGUGGCAUCGUGCAGUGAGGAGGCGGUCCAGGUGCUGCUGAAACACUCGGCGGACGUCAACGCCCGGGACAAGAACUGGCAGACGCCGCUUCACAUCGCCGCCGCCAACAAGGCCGUCCGCUGCGCCGAGGCCCUGGUGCCCCUGCUCAGCAACGUCAACGUGUCGGAUCGGGCGGGGCGCACGCCGCUGCACCACGCCGCCUUCAGCGGUCACAUGGAGAUGGUGAGGAUCCUGCUGUCUCGAGGAGCCAACAUCAAUGCGUUCGACAAGAAGGACCGCCGCGCCAUCCACUGGGCUGCCUACAUGGGGCACAUUGAGGUGGUGAAGAUCCUGGCGUCCCACGGCGCCGAGGUGGCCUGCAAGGACAAGAAGGCCUACACGCCGCUGCACGCCGCCGCGUCCAGCGGGAUGAUCAGCGUGGUCAAGUACCUCCUGGACCUGGGCUCCGACAUCAACGAGCCCAACACCUACGGCAACACCCCACUGCACGUGGCGUGCUACAACGGGCAGGACGUGGUGGUGAACGAGCUGAUCGAGUGCGGCGCCAAUGUCAACCAGGUGAACGAGAAGGGCUUCGCCCCGCUCCACUUCACCGCCGCCUCGCGCCACGGGGCGCUGUGCCUGGAGCUGCUGGUGGGCAACGGUGCCGACGUCAACAUCAAGAGUAAAGACGGAAAGACCCCCCUCCACAUGACGGCCAUCCACGGGCGCUUCUCCCGCUCCCAAGCGGUCAUCCAGAACGGCGCCGAGAUCGACUGCGAAGACCGGAACGGAAACACACCGCUGCACAUCGCCACUCGCUACGGCCACGAGCUGCUCAUCAACACCCUCAUCACCAACGGCGCCGACACGGCAAAACGAGGAGUCCACGGAAUGUUCCCCCUGCACCUGGCAGCCCUCAGUGGAUUCUCCGACUGCUGCCGGAAGCUUCUCUCUUCAGGCUUUGACAUAGACACCCCGGACGACUUUGGAAGGACCUGUUUACACGCUGCAGCAGCUGGAGGGAACCUGGAAUGUCUGAAUUUGCUGCUCAACACCGGGGCAGACUUCAACAGAAAAGACAGCUUUGGAAGGACCCCCUUGCACUACGCCGCGGCUAACUGUAACUACCAGUGCCUGUUUGCCCUGGUGGGCUCCGGGGCCAGCGUCAACGACCUGGACGAGAGGGGCUGCUCGCCGCUCCACUACGCCGCUGCCUCGGACACGGACGGAAAGUGCCUGGAAUACCUGCUGCGAAACGACGCAAACCCGGGGAUCCGGGACGGUCAGGGCUACAACGCCGUGCACUACGCCUCGGCGUACGGACACCGCCUCUGCCUGGAGCUGAUCGCGAGUGAAACGCCUCUGGAUGUGCUAAUGGAGACGUCGGGGACAGACAUCCUGAACGACUCUGACGUCCGAGCCCCCAUCAGCCCACUGCACCUAGCUGCGUACCACGGCCACCACCACGCCAUGGAGGUGCUGGUGCAGUCGCUGCUGGACCUGGACGUGAGGAACGGCCAGGGGCGCACGCCUCUGGACCUGGCCGCCUUCAAGGGCCACGUCGAGUGCGUGGACGUCCUCAUUAACCAGGGGGCCUCCAUCCUCGUGAAGGACUUCACCCUGAAAAGGACCCCCAUCCAUGCUGCAGCCACCAACGGCCACUCUGAGUGUUUACGCCUGCUGAUCGGAAACGCCGACCACCAGAGCGCCGUGGACAUCCAGGACGGCAACGGACAGACCCCGCUGAUGCUGGCGGUGCUGAGCGGGCACACGGACUGCGUGUACUCCCUGCUCAACAAGGGAGCCAACGUAGAAGCCAAAGACAAGUGGGGGAGGACCGCGCUGCACAGGGGGGCGGUGACGGGCCACGAGGAGUGUGUGGAGGCCCUGCUGCAGCACAGCGCCAGCUUCCUGACGCGGGACUGUAAGGGGCGCACCCCCAUCCACCUGGCGGCCGCCUGCGGCCACAUCGGGGUGCUGGGGGGGCUCCUGCACGCCGCCCAGAGCGUGGAGACCCUCCCCGUCGUCACCGACAACCAGGGCUACACGCCUCUGCACUGGGCCUGCUACAACGGCCACGACACGUGUGUGGAGGUGCUGCUGGAGCAGGAGAUCUUCCAGAAGACGGAGGGCAACACCUUCAGUCCCCUCCACUGUGCCGUGAUUAACGACAACGAAGGAGCGGCCGAGAUGCUGAUCGACACGCUGGGUCCCGCCAUCGUCAACUCGGCCGACGCCAAAAAAAGGACCCCCCUGCACGCGGCCGCCUUCACCGACCACGUGGAGUGUCUCCAGCUGCUGCUGAGCCACAACGCCCAGGUCAACAGCGUCGACGCCUCGGGCAAGACCCCGCUCAUGUUGGCCGCCGAGAACGGCCAGACCAACGCCGUCGAGGUGUUGGUGAGCAGUGCAAAAGCAGACCUCACCCUGCAGGACGCCGUCAAGAACACUGCCUUGCAUCUCGCCUGCAGUAAGGGGCAUGAAACCAGUGCCUUGUUGAUAUUGGAGAAGAUCUCCGACAGGAACCUCAUCAACUCGACGAACGCAGCCUUACAGACGCCCUUACAUGUGGCAGCUCGAAACGGUUUGACUGUGGUCGUGCAGGAGCUACUAGCCAAGGGUGCCAGCGUGCUGGCUGUGGAUGAGAACGGUUACACCCCCGCCUUGGCGUGCGCCCCCAACAAAGACGUGGCCGACUGCCUGGCCCUCAUCCUGGCCACCAUGAUGCCCGUGUCCCACGGCACGCCGACGCCCAGCCUGCCCUUCAGUGCCAUGAACCACUACACCACCACCACCAGCCCCUCCAAGAGCGUGACGUUCGACAGCCUGCCCGCGCUCCGCGCCGACCACAGCUCCUACUGCAGCUUCAACAACGUCGGCCGCCGCGACGGCUCCUACAAGGACGAGGAGCUCAACGACUCCGACUCUGAAACGUACUGACGACCGGGGCGGCACGGCGGGAAGGGGCCACGCGCUCGCACGCACUCUCACGCGUACCCAUACAAA